UGUGAUUGACGUAGGUGUGAUGGAGGGGAGAGGUGUCGAUUGAAAAGACGAAAUGGCAGAUGAGAAAGAAAAGAUGAGAGGAGCUUCUCAAAGUCGGUGAUGGAAAAAAAAUCAAGCUUGCUGACUGGUGUGUGUGGGAAAGGAAGAAAAGAGAAGGGAGAGCUUCGGAAGAAUCGAGAGGAACAAGGUCGGCUAGGUCGCUACCUACACUAGCUGCUAAGGUUGCCGGGUUGGGGGGAACAGUUCAAUCACCUGGCAGUCGGUACGGCGUCGGCCCUUGGGAAGUGCGGGAAGGUGGGAAGUACUCUAUGGAAAGUACACUAUCCUAGGGUUAGUACGUCGUAGAGCGACAAGAGUGACAAGAGUAAGAACCCAAACCCAAAAGCAUAGGCCACGAUUCGAUACCCACAGGAAUGUGGAUGACGAGUGGACCCCUACAACCAAAAAUGAUCAAAGCUUCCUGAGAAAUUUUUACUACGUAGUGGAGGCUACCUAAUUAGGACAAGGCUGACGAUAAUUUUUUUACCGUUUGGUAAAAAAGAAGCGCCGCACUCGGGGAAUACCGGGUCUUCCCUUAACAGAAACCCGAGCUUAUUUUAUGAAAAAGUCUUUUCUGAGGCUUUUUUUCAUUACCUUCUUGGCGAGCUUCACGAUCCAUGACUUCCGUCUGGUUAUUUUCCCACAAACAUUCGAAUUUGGAUUGUUGCAUCCUAACUUGGGUUUCAAUAUUCAUACUUUCUUCCAUUUCUCGAUGCCAUUAUAUUUCAGCUUGCUUCUUACUUACAUCAAUAGUUGAUUCUGUAAACUUGCAUAUAUUUGUAGUAGUACAUAGCACACUGCAAAAGAAAAGCAAAGAAUUAAAAUUAAGAUUAGGAAUUCAAGCAACCCCCACCAGUAAACCCCCACUAAAAAUUCAUCGUCGCCAAUGCUUAAGACCUCUAAAAACACGUGGGCGGAGCUUCACAGGUAGUACACAACACACAGGCAAGAGGGCGGAGCAAGAAAAGAUAAAAGCUCGUUGCACCCUCGGGUUCCG
Annulohypoxylon truncatum is the source of this 1036-nucleotide messenger RNA. RefSeq lists its product as uncharacterized. The transcript has a single exon. NCBI's taxonomy places the organism in Eukaryota, Fungi, Ascomycota, Sordariomycetes, Xylariales, Hypoxylaceae. The coding region runs from base 599 to 796 and encodes 65 amino acids. The record is from RefSeq and is a predicted model, not a curated record.